This is a messenger RNA of Emericellopsis atlantica, 1536 nucleotides long. RefSeq lists its product as uncharacterized. Bases 264 to 1421 code for a protein of 385 amino acids. Lineage: Eukaryota; Fungi; Ascomycota; Sordariomycetes; Hypocreales; Bionectriaceae. The transcript has 3 exons. The record is from RefSeq and is a predicted model, not a curated record.
GGCCCCUUGCAGUGCCUAUAUCACGGAAACUAUAUUUCUCACUUACUGCUCAACUCCAUGUCACAGUCAUCUGAGAACCGUGUGUGCAAUUUGCGAUGCUUUGUCACAGUCAUCCGAUCAUGCUGUUUUCGACCUACUGACUGGAGCUAAAAAGCAUAACAAAUUUUACUCCCCUUCUUCUUCUAAAACUCCCACUACUCCCCCUUCCCCCUUCUCUCUCCCCUCAGCCUCCUUCACGGCAGUAGCUCGCAAAACAGGCUACCAUGUCGCUUCCUGAACUCCCCUCUACCGUCAUCGCACUUAUACUUGGCAAAACAGACGACCUGCAAGAUCUAGUCAACUUGGUGUGCUCAUGCCGCGGUACCUACGAAGCUUUCGAAACCUACACUUUUGACGCUCUCGUGGCGAGGCCCACGCUGCUGAGGGAGCUACCCUUCGCCGUCGCUGCACAGCACUUCACGUCCACCGAGAGUGUUGCUGAGGAACGCAGCUGGCGUGAUGUACAAGCUUUUGUUGACGACAUGGUCCGCAGUCCUGAGAAGAUGUACGACGAACUGAAUCGGAUGCGGAGCUCGGAACUGUUGAACAUGUGCAAGACAGCGUACUUUGUGCAAGAACUCGUGGGCGAUAUGGGUAAUGUAUUCCGGCAGAGGCUGAAUGUUGCAAAAGAUAUUGUUCUCACCGAGGAAGCCGGUCCUGGAAUGAGCCCCGAGUACUUCAGCUACGAUAUCAGAGGACUUUCCAGCAGUGAGCAGUCUCGCUUUCUGACAGCGGUCUACCGCACGGAGAUUCUCCUGCAAGCUUUCAAAGCCCAUGCUGGUAUAGCCACGGCGAUGAUGUGCCACGCGAGGGCGUGGUUGCUGAACAGCUUCUCAAUUAUUGAGAUUGAGCAGAUUCAGUGCGUGUAUGCCUACCUGGAGUCCAGGUUUGACGAAGACUGCGAUCGAAUAUUAGACAAAGAUUUUGGGUUUGGUAUAGACGAUCUCAUUGAUCUCACUAGCGACACGAUGGAGCAGCGAUGGAUUUCACAAGGCUGUGCUUUUGUUUGCCAACUCCGCCGAGUUAAUCGCCAGCGUGCGAGCGUCAUGCUCUUGUCAAAGAUCCACGCGGACAGCGCAUCACCAUACCUUGCUCUGAGCGAGCUCGGCAACUGUUAUCGAACCUGUAACAAUUUGACAAAGCCUCGUGACAAGCUGGACCACGUUGAGGGUCCUGUCAGCGCUUAUUAUCAAGCGCACAAACUCAUGCCGCUCAUCAUUUUUGACUUCAAAAAAUAUGAGCUCCGGCUAUAUCCGUCGGCCUUCGACCCCCGAAACUGGGCACUGUACUGGGUAGGCUACGUCCCAUGGGAUCACAGACGGGUGAAGGACUGCAAGCUCUGGUCCAUAGCAGACUGGAUGAGGGCGCAAACACACACUUGAAGUCACUCGGUAAGAAGGUUGAAAGUCUACGUUGGAACGCGAAAUAUUCACGCUUGACUCCAGUCUAGAGUCGACCUUACCUUACCUACUAACUUACUCCGUACAUGUAGUCCGU